This is a messenger RNA of Conger conger (European conger), 1663 nucleotides long. RefSeq names its product histidine ammonia-lyase-like. Gene Ontology annotation, cellular component: cytoplasm. The transcript is spliced from 18 exons. Gene Ontology annotation, biological process: L-histidine catabolic process. The record is from RefSeq and is a predicted model, not a curated record. Gene Ontology annotation, molecular function: histidine ammonia-lyase activity. NCBI's taxonomy places the organism in Eukaryota, Metazoa, Chordata, Actinopteri, Anguilliformes, Congridae. Bases 41 to 1663 code for a protein of 540 amino acids.
ACUUCAAACCUCUACAUUGUCUUUAAACCCCCGAAGAGCCAUGGAGCAAGAACUUCAACAGUGCAUUUCCUUGGAUGGAAACAGUCUCACAACAGCAGACCUGGUUAGCUUGGGCAAAGGGCUCGUCAAGAUAAAGUUUACCCCAGAGGCAGAGGAAAGUAUAAAAUGGUCAAGAGAAGUAGUUGAUGAUAUCAUUGCACAAAACAAAGUCGUUUAUGGAAUCAACACAGGUUUUGGAAAACAUGCUGAUAAAGUCAUAUCAAAGGAGAAACUCAAAGAGCUACAAGAAAAGCUGGUCUUCUCUAGUGCAGCAGGUGUGGGCAAUCCUUUGAGCCCAGAGAGAACCAGGAUGCUUCUGGCUCUGAGGAUCAACGUUCUGGCCAAAGGACACAGCGGCAUCUCCUUGGAAACCCUGCAUGCGAUGAUCGAGGCUUUCAACGCUUCCUGCCUGUCCUUCGUCCCUGAGAAGGGGACGGUUGGUGCCAGCGGAGACCUCGCCCCCCUGUCCCACCUGGCCCUGGGACUCAUGGGAGAGGGGCAGAUGUGGUCGCCAAAGACUGGCUGGGGCGAGGCCAAAAGCGUGCUGGAGGCUCAUGGACUAAAACCUCUCUCACUGAAGGCAAAAGAGGGCCUGGCUCUGAUAAACGGGACUCAGAUGAUCACGUCUCUGGGUGCAGAGGCUGUGGAGAGAGCCCUGGCCAUCGCCAGACAGGCUGACAUCAUCGCUGCUCUCACCCUGGAGGUGCUGAAGGGGACGACCAAGGCCUUCCACAGCGAUAUUCACGCAGUGCGGCCCCAUCCGGGUCAGAAUCUGGUGGCCUGGAGGUUUCGCUCUGUGCUGGACUCCGACGUCUUCUGCUCUGAGAUCACAGAGAAACACAGACCCAAACAGAGAGUGCAGGAUGCAUACUCCCUGCGUUGCAGCCCGCAGGUCCAUGGUGUGGCCAACGACACCAUUGCUUUUGUGAAGAACAUCAUAUCAACUGAGAUGAACAGUGCCACGGACAACCCUUUGGUUUUUCCAGAACGAGGCCUGAUCAUAUCAGGAGGAAAUUUCCACGGUGAAUACCCAGCCAAGGCCCUGGACUACCUGGCCAUCGGGGUACAUGAGCUGGCCUGCAUCAGUGAGAGGAGGAUCGAGCGUCUCUGUAACCCAUCUCUGAGUGAACUGCCUGCCUUCCUGGUCAAUGAAGGGGGUCUGAACUCAGGGUUCAUGAUCGCACACUGUACUGCUGCGGCUCUAGUGUCGGAGAAUAAAGUGCUGUGCCACCCCUCUUCUGUGGACUCCUUGUCCACCAGCGCUGCCACUGAGGACCACGUGUCCAUGGGAGGCUGGGCAGCCAGGAAGGCCCUGAGAGUGGUGGAACAUGUGGAGCAAGUUCUGGCCAUCGAGCUCCUGGCUGCCUGUCAAGCCCUAGAAUUUCAUCGGCCCCUGAAGACCACGCCCCCCCUGGAGGAGGUCCAUCAGCUCAUGCGCUCAGUCGUCAGGCCAUGGGACAGUGACCGUUUCAUGAAUCCUGACAUUGAGGCGUCUCACAAACUCCUGAGAGAGGAGAAGGUGUGGGAAGCAGUCCAUCCAUACAUGGAGCAAUACAGAGAGAGACAUGGACCGAAUCCAUCUGAGCAGGGGGAAGACAUGAGCCAGCUUUUCUGCUCUAAAUGA